This is a messenger RNA of Lasiosphaeria miniovina, 723 nucleotides long. RefSeq names its product eukaryotic translation initiation factor 3 subunit K. The coding region runs from base 1 to 723 and encodes 240 amino acids. NCBI's taxonomy places the organism in Eukaryota, Fungi, Ascomycota, Sordariomycetes, Sordariales, Lasiosphaeriaceae. Gene Ontology annotation, biological process: regulation of translational initiation. Gene Ontology annotation, molecular function: translation initiation factor activity; ribosome binding. The record is from RefSeq and is a predicted model, not a curated record. The transcript has 2 exons. Gene Ontology annotation, cellular component: cytoplasm; eukaryotic translation initiation factor 3 complex.
AUGAACGGCGAAGACCCCCAAGAGCGGCCAGACUACAUCCGCGCCGUCAUUAACGGACUCGAGCGAUACAACCCCGAAGCCGCCGGCACCCUCGAGGCUUACCUGCAACUGCAAUGUGAGGAGAAGUUCUGCGACUGCAACGCCAACCGGGCGUUGCUCAAGCUUUACCAGCUCAACCCAGACCGGAUCAAGGUCGAGGCCGUCACCAACAUCCUCGUCAAGGCCAUGACGCAGUUCCCGUCGCCACAGUUCGACCUGGCCAUGCACCUGCUGGCGCCGGCGACGUCGCUCCCGAACGCGAACUCUGCGUCGGAGCUCGCCGAGGCCGUGGCCAAGCUGCGCGCGCUCAACGCCCAGCUCGAGGGCGCCCAGUACUCCCUGUUCUGGGCCACGCUGGCCAACGACAGCGACGACAUCUACGCCGACCUGACGACAGACAUUGCCGGGUUCGAGGACCUGAUACGCCUGCGCAUUGCCCAGCUGAUCAGCCAGGCAUUCCGCGAGGUGCAGGUGAGCGUGCUGGAGAAUUGGCUGGGCCUGGACGACGAGGAGGAAGUCAAGAAGUUUGCCGUCGAGGCGUGCGGCUGGAAGGUUGGCGAGGACGACCUAGUGCAGAUCCCCAAAAACGCCGAGAAUGAGGCCAAGAAGAGCGAGAUCCGGGAGGAUGUCACAAUCGAUAUGUUCUCGCGGGUUAUCAAGAAGGCGUGGGAGGAGACGGCUUAG